CUUUUCCUGUCAGUGUUUGGGUGCCUGUUUGGGCACUGCCCCCACGAUUAAGGGUACCCUAAUCUGAAGUGCCGUGCUAGCCAGGGGCCACACAUGUACACAGCAUCGGUGCUUCUUGCAAGAAGUUACUUUUUAUUCACAACAAAAGGAGAUGUCUUUAGUACGUCUUUUUCUGCUGCACCUGACGUGUCAGCCCCCAGCGGGGCCUGAAAUAGAGGAAAGAAGAAAAGAGAGGGGAGUGAAAAAAAAGGGGGAGCUGGAAAAACUAAAUCAAUCUACAGAUGAUAUCAAUCGGAGAGAGACAGAGCUGGAGGAUGCACGCCAGAAGUUCCGCUCCGUGCUGGUCGAAGCAACAGUAAAACUGGAUGAACUGGUAAAGAAGAUUGGAAAAGCUGUAGAAGACUCUAAACCUUACUGGGAAGCUCGGAGGGUGGCCAGGCAGGCACAACUGGAAGCUCAGAGGGCGACUCAGGACUUCCAGAGGGCCACUGAAGUGCUGCGUGCUGCAAAGGAGACCAUUUCGCUCGCUGAGCAGAGGCUGCUGGAGGAUGACAAACGUCAGUUUGACUCUGCCUGGCAAGAGAUGCUCAACCAUGCUACUCAGAGGGUCAUGGAGGCGGAACAGACCAAAACGAGAAGUGAGCUGGUGCACAAGGAGACCGCAGCCAAAUACAAUGCUGCCAUGGGGAGGAUGAAACAGCUGGAGAAGAAGCUGAAAAGAGCCAUCAAUAAAUCAAAACCUUAUUUUGAACUCAAGGCAAAGUACUAUGUCCAACUAGAGCACCUGAAGAAAACAGUGGACGACCUGCAGGCAAAACUGGCCCUGGCCAAAGGGGAGUAUAAGACUGCCUUGAAAAACCUGGAGAUGAUCUCAGAUGAGAUUCACGAGAGGAGACGGUCCGCUGCCAUGGGGCCCCGCGGAUGUGGCGUGGGUGCUGAAGGGAGCAAUACCUCUGUGGAAGACCUGUCAGCAAGUAAACCAGAGUCAGACACUAUCUCCAUGGCUUCAGAAGCGUUUGAGGAUGACAACGGCAGUAGCUUCAUAUCCGAAGAAGAUUCGGAAACUCAGUCGGUGUCCAGCUUCAGCUCUGGUCCCACCAGCCCCUGCGAGGUGCCCGCUCAGUUUCCUCCUGCCACACGACCUGGAAGCCUGGAUCUGCCCAGCCCCAUGUCCCUCUCGGAGUUCGGGAUGAUCUUCCCUGUCCUCGGCCCCCGAAGCGAAUGCAGCGGGGCGUCCUCCCCCGAGUGCGAAGCUGAAAGAGGGGACAGGGCAGAAGGGGCUGAGAACAAGACAAGCGACAGAGUGAACAAGAACAGGAGUGGCACCAGGAGCGGCUCCGCUGAGGGGCUGGCUUUGGAAAACCGAAUGAAGCAGCUCUCCCUUCAGUGCAUGAAAAUCAAAGAGGGAAUAUGCGCAGGCAGAAAAGCUGCCCAGAUUGGCUGAGUCCUUCUUGCACCCUGUCCUGAUUAAUGGGAGUAUAAAUAUUUAUACAUGAACUUCUAAGUGUUUGAAGAACAUUGUGCCAAUAAUAUAUGCCAAAUCUUAAGCGUUUACUCGAAGAAUUUAAAGCUGCACUAAGAAGUCUAAUUGAUGUGGAGGGCUGGAGUUUUUAUGCAGUAAAUCCUUUGUAGGCCGGACAAGUUAUCAAAUGUUUAAGCUGUGCUCGUAUUUCACAGACUUUGUAAAUUGUUUUGUAGCAGCCUGGCUGAAGCAAUAACUAGUAACGUUCCCGUGUAAAUUCAUGCCAGUAGGGGGUCUGAAAUUCGAGCCAGACAUUUGCAGAGAGCGGUUUGGCUUCAGUUUUGUAGAAUGAAAUGCUCUUUAGAUACAGUGGAACUCUGGAGUAUCAGUGGCAUAUUCUUUAAACAUCUGUAUUUGUCUGUAUUAUGCUGAAACUGUAGAAGUAUUUUGUACACAGGAAAGCUGUUGCAUGUGUGGGGUUGAAAAGCCUUCACUCUUCCCUUGGUGCUCACAGAAAGGAUGAAGAUGAGGCAUGCCUAUAAAACCUGGUGUGAAGAGACAGACAGACAGACAGACAGAUGGAAAGGGGAUGGUAAUGCUCAGCGGUGGUCGGCCCUUUGUAGCCACCUUCCCGAGUCUGGCUUGGGCUCUGAGGGUGAUUCCAGUGACCAAAAAGAGUUGAUUGGCCCCUUCCUCAAGAAGUGAAGUAUUAUUUUUCAGCACUUUAAGUGUUUGGUUUUGGGGUUUGUUUUUGGCUUGAAAAUGGGAGUCAUAGAUGUGUUCAGGACAGUUACGAUAAGGGAUUCGUCCUUGAAAUAUGCAUGAAGAAAAGGAAUUGCCAGUGUAGAUUGACGAUGUGUUCUUAAGCUUCUCUGUAGGUUGUACUGUGUGGGGUUUUAUAACUGUUCAAGGGACUUGGGAUUUAAGUAUUGCCCUAGAGAAAGUGUUCCCUAAAACUAGAAAGGGCAUGGGCAUGUUUUGCCAGCAGCUGUUAGGCAGUAGUAGUGUCUGGUAAUUAUGCUAGUAAGUGGUAGUAAAAAUCCUAGGACUCUUCAGUUUUGGUGGCUAAGCGUUUCUGAAAGCACCAUUUUAUCUAAGAUGUCUGUUUAUACUGUUAAUUUGAUGGGAAUUUUAGUAUUGCCCAAAGUAUUUUCUAUUCUAUGUUUUCGCAGUCCUGUUGUAUUUCGUCCCUGCCACAGCUUGUGUAUCUAUUCUCAAAGUUAAUGUAAAAUUCUUCACACUACAGUAAACAUUUUUGUUUUCCA
Molecule: messenger RNA, 2727 nt
Organism: Columba livia (rock pigeon)
Lineage: Eukaryota; Metazoa; Chordata; Aves; Columbiformes; Columbidae
Gene: SH3BP5
Product: SH3 domain binding protein 5
Exons: 10
Coding region: 152-1444 (430 amino acids)
Biological process (GO): intracellular signal transduction; negative regulation of protein tyrosine kinase activity
Cellular component (GO): cytoplasm
Molecular function (GO): protein kinase inhibitor activity
Source: RefSeq, a predicted model, not a curated record